AUGCGCAUUCUCGUCGGUCUCAUCGUCGCUGUCGCCGUUAACGCCAUCCUCAACUCUAAACCGUCUGGUAACUAUUGCAAUUCUUCGGAGAUCUUCCCAAAGGGUCAAAUUGAUAUCUGGAUCAGCAUGCCAGACAGUCACGAGUUCAACAUUGAAGCCACGUGGAUUCCCUUUACUAGUGGUCGUGUGCGCAGAGGCAUCGAGCAUGGCGUGCCCUACUCGUACGAUGACUCGACAAAAUAUGUGACCGUCACGGAUACGAGCAAGCUGCAGGAUCUGAUCACCAAAAUAGAUGCUCCCCUGAAGGCCUCUGAUCUCGCUCGUCUACGUUAUGAUGGCACGAGAUUGUUUGUCGUUGCUCUCAAGAACUUCCCCCUGGGUCGAUGUUCGCCCAGGUCAGUGACCCAGUUCUCGCUGAGAUCUGUGAGAAUCUCAUAGCAAGACUCAGGCAGGCAUCAGUGCAAGGUCUUCCGAGCACUGCUCCUUGUAGAACUCUCGUUAUUAUCACUAUUUCAAGUUCGAUUUUUUUCCAGCGAUCUCUCUUUCGCUACGUUUUUUCUCCGAUGAGUUCAGGAAUCCUGAAUCAGGAUGAGCGGUUGAUAAUUUCGCAUUACCUGGUCUACUAGAUUGAGUACGGUAAUGAGAUCCUCAACUCAAGCUUGUCCAUGGAGUAUCGAGUCCAGAUAUCGAUACAGCGACUAUUUG
Perkinsus marinus ATCC 50983 is the source of this 705-nucleotide messenger RNA. RefSeq lists its product as hypothetical. Bases 1 to 438 code for a protein of 145 amino acids. NCBI's taxonomy places the organism in Eukaryota, Perkinsozoa, Perkinsida, Perkinsidae. The record is from RefSeq and is a predicted model, not a curated record. The transcript has a single exon.